UAAUUUUGAGUUGCGUUCCUUUUGAAGACGGUGCGCGAAUAUUUUCGUGUCGAAACGAGAUAGAGAUAUAUUUUGUACUCUAUUUGUGUAUCUUGGUUGUUCAUUCGGCAACAUACGAUUCUUGUAUAAAUACAGGCACUUUUUAGUUCAGGCAUUAAUUGUGUUACCGAUUUCGGUGAAGUGCAGUGUUUGUGUUCUCUACUAGUGAAUAAAUAUACAUAUACAUAUAAAAAAAAAAAAUGACUGGUCGCGGCAAAGGUGGUAAAGGUUUGGGAAAAGGUGGUGCCAAGCGUCAUCGUAAAGUUUUGCGUGAUAACAUCCAGGGUAUUACCAAGCCAGCUAUUAGACGUUUGGCUCGUCGUGGCGGUGUGAAACGUAUAUCUGGUUUGAUAUAUGAAGAAACACGUGGAGUUUUGAAGGUAUUUUUGGAAAAUGUUAUCCGUGAUGCAGUCACUUAUACCGAACAUGCCAAAAGAAAGACAGUUACAGCAAUGGAUGUUGUAUAUGCUCUGAAGAGACAAGGCCGCACUCUGUAUGGUUUCGGCGGUUAAAUAAAUUUUGCGGACAAUAGAAACAUAAUAAAACAAAAAACGGUCCUUUUCAGGACCACAGAA
Rhagoletis pomonella (apple maggot) is the source of this 614-nucleotide messenger RNA. Its product is annotated as histone H4-like. Gene Ontology annotation, molecular function: protein heterodimerization activity; structural constituent of chromatin; DNA binding. Gene Ontology annotation, cellular component: nucleosome. Gene Ontology annotation, biological process: nucleosome assembly. NCBI's taxonomy places the organism in Eukaryota, Metazoa, Arthropoda, Insecta, Diptera, Tephritidae. The record is from RefSeq and is a predicted model, not a curated record.